GUAAGCGAUCAUGCUGUUGCCAAGCAAAAUAGGCGGUAUCUUGAUGUAGAGGAAGGAUCGGGGGGUAUUUUCAGCAAGAUUGGGGUUGUUUUUAGCCGGACUGGAAUUUUAAACGAGAACUGCAUGCCAGAGGAUUUCCGGCAAGCAUAUAACAACGCGGCACUGACUUCGUUAACCUAGAAGAAUCGGUCCUCUAGUAUUUGACGGUUCACGGCAUGGCGCCCUUCCUCACCAGUGCCCUAUCAGCGCUGGGCGGCUUGACGCUAUUGACCAUUGUCUACCCAAUCGUCAGCUUUGCACUCACCUACACCCGCCCGUCACAUCUGCACAGAUAUCUCCAUUCGACGUCCGGCAAGCCAGCCUGGGCACUCGUGACAGGCGCCUCGGCGGGGAUUGGGAAAGCGCUCGCGCACGAGCUAGCCAGCUCGGGCUUUAACGUCGUGCUACACGGUCGCAACGCAUCGAAGCUGGAGUCCGUAAAAGCUGGGCUACAGAAGGCGCAUCCAACCCACGAAUUUCGUAUCUUGGUCAUCAAUGCAUCGACCUGCGACGUCGAGCCGGCGGCCUGGAUCGAGGAGGUCCUUGAGCUGGUGCAGGACAUCAACUUGACGGUUCUGAUCAACAACGCCGGCGGGGCAACCCGCCCCACCUACGGCAGGCUUGAGGAGUACGAUGCGAAGAGUAUCAUAGAGACGGUGCAUCUCAAUGCUAUGUUCCCAGCCCUGAUGACAUCGACGCUGAUUCCAGUACUGCUAAAGAACAAGCCGGGACUGAUCAUCAAUGUUGGCUCCCUCAGCGACAAUGGGUUGCCUCUCUUGUCAUUCUACUCCGCGUCCAAGACUUUUGGCAGCUCCCUUGCCCUGUCGGUAGCGCGUGAGAUGGAACUUGAGCACCGGGAUGUCGAGGUCAUUACCCAUCGCGUGGGUCUGGUAGCGGGAACUGGAGAUAACACGCACAUUCAGCCAUCUCUCUUCGGGCCGUCGGGUGACGUGAUGGCAAAAGCGAUACUGGCGCGGACGGGGUGUGGCAGGAAGUCAGUGGUCCCUUAUUGGGGACACGCCGUCCAGCAGGCUGCGACAACCUUGUUUCCAGGCUGGCUUGCUGACAAGCUCUUCAUAUCUGUGAUGAAAGGACUUAGGGAGGACGAAUGGGCAAGGAAUAAGAAAUAGGAACAUCCUGAAGCUUACAAUCACGCUGUAACCAGCAAAAUGGAAUCAAUUGUUGGUCAGUGUCACCUCAUGGCUUUCCAGGACGCCAGAUUCAUUCUCACAGGGGUUUAGUACCAAUAAUGGCCUGUCGCAUUCCAAGCACUACAUACAUCCCAAGUUCCUACAGAAUUAUAAAUUUCGAUCUUGAUAAA
This is a messenger RNA of Truncatella angustata, 1360 nucleotides long. RefSeq names its product short chain dehydrogenase. Gene Ontology annotation, cellular component: endoplasmic reticulum. Bases 216 to 1169 code for a protein of 317 amino acids. The record is from RefSeq and is a predicted model, not a curated record. Gene Ontology annotation, molecular function: oxidoreductase activity. Lineage: Eukaryota; Fungi; Ascomycota; Sordariomycetes; Amphisphaeriales; Sporocadaceae. The transcript has a single exon.